This is a messenger RNA of Symbiodinium sp. CCMP2456, 1686 nucleotides long. The record is from the annotation of a GenBank genome assembly. Lineage: Eukaryota; Dinophyceae; Suessiales; Symbiodiniaceae.
AUGUCGAAAGAGCUGGAAGACAUCACCGACUCCCAGGAGGUAGCGCACAUGAAGACGGAAGAGGAGGACUUGGACAACCUCCGCUUGAAGACCCAGGCUGCUUUGUUUCGUGCUGCCGAGGAUGGAUCCUUGCAGGAGGUCUUGGGGAGCAAGGCCAACCAGCCUGCCAAAGCCACAACCACAGAUGUGGACGUCCUCCGCCUCCACGCUGCGCAGAUGCUCUUGAGUGCCGCAGAGGACGGUUCCCUGGAGAAGGCCCUCAUCGACGCCUCCAAGGACACCAAGGACAUCGACCUGCUGCGGCAGGAGGCGGCGGCCACGCUUCUGCGAGCUGCGGAAGAUGGAACUCUUGAGUCGGUCUUGAGCAAGAGCCAAGCGCCCAAGGAUGACCUCGAGUCCCUGCGCCAGGAGGCUGCUCACACCCUCUUAGCUGCUGCCCAGGAUGGACGCCUGGAGGAGGUGCUGACCAAGAAGAGCCAGGAGACCAACAUCGAGGCCAUCCGACAAGAAGCUGCAGCGGCGCUCUGCAAAGCCAUGGAGGAGGGCAGCUUGGAAGCUGCAUUGGCGCAGGCGAAGGGUCAGAAGGAGGUGGACGUCCACAUGUUGAAGCAGGAAGCAGCCACAGCUUUGCUCCAAGCUGCCCAGGACGGAAGCCUCGAGAAGGCCUUUGCCGAAGUGAAGUCGGAGCCGCAGCAGGAGUUGGAAUCUCUUCGAACGGCGGCUGCAGAGACAUUGUUGAAGGCUGCGGUGGACGGCAGCCUGGAGCAGGCUCUGCGAGGAGCUCCAAGGAGCGGGGCUUCAGGCAUUACGUCUGCCGGGACCUCCGAACUGGGCGACCUGGCCACGGACCUGGUGCAUGCUGCCUGCCAAGCCGCCGAGACCCCGCAAGGGCCGCUGUCUGUGGUGUUUUCGCAGGAGCCGGUGGACGAAGACUCGCUGUCAAAGGCCACCAAGCCUGGCGAGCAGGGCAAGGACAUCGAGGCCAUCCGGCAGGCUGCAGCACGCUCGCUGCUGAAGGCUGCCGAGGAUGGGAGAUUGGAGUCGGCCCUGGGUGCUGUGACGAUGCCAUCCCAACAGGGCAGCAAGGCGGACAUUGAACACAUCCGCAUCAAGGCCGCUGCCUCCCUCUUGCGCGCUGCCGAAGACGGCCGGCUAGCCGAAGUCUUGGCUCCGACAUCCAAGGGCACGACCGACGUUGAGCAAAUCCGUCUCAAGGCCGCUGCUUCCCUCCUGCGUGCUGCUGAAGACGGCAGGCUUGCCGAAGUGUUGGCUCCGAAGUCUGAGAAGGAUGUCGACACCAUGCGGAAGGAAGCUGCGGCAGCCCUACUUUGCGCCGCGCAGGAUGGGCGCCUGGAGGCGGCUCUUGCAAAGGAGACCGUCUCGGAGGCGCCGGCCGGUGGGCCCCCAGCGGUGCCGGAGAUCGACGAGGAGGUCCGGGAGCUGGCCCGGAAGACCUUCGAGGAGGCUGCGGCCGACGGUCGGCUCGCUGAUGCUUUGAGCAAGGCCUUGGCUCCAGAGGCAGCCAAGACCAAGGAGCAGGAACUGGAGGCUCUCCGCGUUCAGGCCAAGGACACCCUCAUGGCAGCCUGUUCAGAUGGAAGUCUGGACGCAGCCUUGCAGAACAAGACCCAGGCACCUCGUGCAAGCCCUGCAAUAGCGGGCUUCCCACGUGUUCCGGCGGGGUGA